Molecule: messenger RNA, 4382 nt
Organism: Trachemys scripta elegans
Lineage: Eukaryota; Metazoa; Chordata; Testudines; Emydidae
Gene: CROCC
Product: ciliary rootlet coiled-coil, rootletin
Biological process (GO): centrosome cycle
Source: RefSeq, a predicted model, not a curated record
CGCCUCCCGGGCCGCCCUGGGUCUCCCUGCCCGGAGGGUCACACGGGGGAGCGGGACUUCACCCGAAUCCUGAGUCCCCGGGCGCUGCGCUUUGGGUGCGGAGCGGGCGCUGCCCGGGGAAGGGCCCGCGGGGGCCCCAGGCGAUGGGACGCCCCUGAGCCGCUAGCAGCCGGGAAGAGGGGCGGGGAGGGCUGGGCCGGCUGGCGGGGGGCUCGCGGAUUUCCCGGGGACCCCCCCAUGAGCGCCCCCGAGCGCGCAGCGGACGCCGAGCUGAAGCUGGAGGCGGUGAUCCAGAAGCUGGAGAGUAGCGUGCUGACCUCAGGGGAGGGGAAGAGUCUUACCAUUCGGGGCAGCUCUGAGGACGCGCCCCCCACCCGCCUGCCCGCCCGGAUCCGAGAGAUCGUCGCCGAGAACCUGUCACAGCAGGAGAGCCCAGCAGCCUGCCCUGGGGAGAUGUCGUCGCUCCUCUCCCUCCAGGAGGAGAACCGCAUCCUGCAGCAGGAGCUGUCCCGUGUCGAGGACCUGCUGGCGCAGAGCCGGGCCGAGCGCGAUGAGUUGGCCAUCAAAUACAACGCCAUCAGCGAGAGGCUGGAGCAGGCCCUGCGCCUGGAGACCGGGGAGCGAGAGCGGGAGUCGCUGGAGAACAAAGGCCUGGCCCAGCAGAACAUCGAGCUGCGGCGCCGCCUGGAGGAGGAGCAGGCCGCCUACAAACGCAAGCUCCAGGCCUACCAGGAGGGCCAGCAGCGGCAGGCGCAGCUCGUGCAGAAGCUGCAGGCGAAGGUUCUCCAGUACAAGAAGAAGUGCGGGGAGGUGGAACAGCAGCUGCUGGAGAAAUCAACCGAGCUGGAGCAGCAGAGACUCACGAGCCGGCUGGACAUGACGGACUCGCGCCUGCGCCAGGAUGAAGAGCACAGCAACGACCUGGAGAAUGCGCUCAUCCGGCUGGAGGAGGAGCAGCAAAGGAGCGCCAGCCUGGCCCAGGUCAACGCCAUGCUGCGGGAGCAGCUGGACCAGGCCAACACCGCCAACCAGGCCCUCAGCGAGGACAUCCGGAAGCUGACGACCGACUGGACCAAAGCUCGCAACGAGCUGGAGCAGCGGGAGGUGGAGUGGAGGCGAGAGGAGGAGUCUUUCAACACCUACUUCAGCAACGAGCACAGCCGGCUGCUGACCCUCUGGAGGCAGGUGGUGGGCUUCCGGCGCCACUUCAGUGAGCUGAAGACCAUGAGCGAGAGGGACCUGUCGGAGCUGAACAACGCGCUGUCCAGGUCCAGCCGCACCAUCCACGCCGCCUGCCUGAACCUGAGCAGCAACCUGCGUCUGUCGGAGAGCAGCGCCGGCGCGGCGCUGGAGAAGCAGGCUCUGCUGCAGGCCCAGCUGGAGGAGCAGCUGAAGGACAAGGUGCGCGACAUGAUCCAGCUGCAGGUCAGGUGUGACAUGGAGAAAGCGGAGCUCGGCACCAGAAUCGCUGAGACGACGGCCACCAUGGAACGCUUGAAAGCCCAGAACUCGGAGAAGGAGAAGACGAUCGAGACGCUGACCCAGAAGCUGGAAACUCUGGAGGCCGCGCGGGCGCAGGAGCAGGCAGCGCUGGAGGCCGAGGAGAUCGAGGCCUUGCGGACGGAGUCGGAGCUGCUCCAGCAGACGCUGCGAGACCUUGCUCAGGCCGUCCUGUCCGACGCCGACAGCGCCAUCCACCUCACGGGCACGGAGCGAACGACGGACGUUUCGGACAGCGACGCCACGGCAUUCAGCCUGCGGGGCCUCUCCUCCAGCCUUCGCACCCCGUCCCCGCUCCGGCGCUCCUCCCCCCGGCGCAGCUCCUCGCCCCGGCGCAGCCUCUCGCCGGCCUUCUCCGACUCCACGCUGGCCGUGGUGCACUCCGCCUUGCAGAAGAGGCAGCUGCAGGUGCAGGACAUCCGCAGCAAGUACGAAGCCAUCCAGGAGCUGGUGGGCUCCCUGAAGAAGCAGCUGGCGGAGAGAGAUCACGAGCGCCGCUCCCUGGAGCAGAAGAUCUUGCAGCUGAAGGACGACGUCGACUGCUCCUUGCGGGCCAAGGACGACGCCGUGCGGGAUGCCAGCCGCUUCCGCUCCUCGGCUGACCUGCUGGGCAGCGAGAAGAGCAACCUGGAGCGAAGCCUGCAGGCCCUGCAGCAGCACGUGGAGGCCCUGCGGCAGGAGAGCGAGAGGCUGCAGCUGGCCAACAGCGACCUGCAGCGGCAGCGAGAUCACCUGGAGGACGAGAAGGAGGACAUCGCGAAGGACAAGGAGCGGGCGCAGAAGGAGAUUGAACGCGGCCACAAACAGCUGGAGCAGCUGGAAGUGAAGAAAUCGGGUCUGAAAAAGGAGCUGAUGCUUGUUAAGGAGGCUCUGAACAAAGCCACCCUGGAGAAGGAGGUGUCUGAGAAUGAGAAGGUGGAGGUGGCGGAGGCUCUUUCCAAGGCGGAGGCGGGCCGGGCCGAGCUGGAGCUGACCGCUAGCAAGCUGAAGGCGGAGGAGGCCUCGCUGCGCGACUCGCUGUCCAAGAUGAGCUCCCUGAACGAGGGGCUGGCCCAGGAUAAAAUCGAACUCAACAGGAUCGUCAGCCAGCUGGAGGAGGAGAAGGUGGCCCUGCUGGGGCAGAAACAGGAGGUGGAGCAGGAGAAGACCUCGAUCCGCGACGAGCUGGUCCGGCUGGAGCAGGAGAAGGUGGAGCUGGACGCGGAGCGGCAGGGCCUGCAGCACUCCCUGCAGGAUGGGGAGCGGAGCCGGGAGAGGCUGGAGCGGGAGCUGCUGGCCCUGCAGAAGGAGAGGGUGCAGCUGCAGGAACAGCUGGGGCAGCUGUCCCGCCAGAGGAACGCGGCCGGCGAGGAGCUGGGGCAGGCGCGGCGGGAGCAGGAGCGGCACAGCGAGGCCCUGCUGCGAGCCACCAGGGAGAAGGAGGGGCUGAUGAAGGAGAAGGCCAGCCUGGUGGUGCAGCUGACGGCGUCGGAGCGGGAGAACAGGGGGCUGGCGGAGGAGAUCGCCGGGCUCCGGUCGGAGAAGGAUGCCUUGGAGACCACCCUCUUUGACAUCCAGCAGCAGCUCGCUCAGCUGGACGCCCGGAAGGAGCAGCUGGAGGCCGACAGCCAGAACCUGCUCCUGGCCAAGGAGAUGCUGCAGGGAGAAGAUCAGCAAGAUGAAAGCCAACGAGGCCAAGCUGGAGACCGACAAGCGGCGCCUGAAGGAGAUCCUGGACGCCUCGGAGAGCCGCUGCACCAAGCUGGAGCUGCUGCGGCGCUCGCUGGAGGGGGAGCUGCAGAGGGUGAAGCUGGUGCUGAGCGACCGCGAGAUGGAGAUCCAGGUGCUGCAGGACCGCGGUGACACGCUGCAGAGACAGGUCACCGACAGCGAGACGAAGGCCAACGCCCUGCAGCUGUCCGUGGAGCGACUGCACCUCACCCUGGCCAAGGCCGAGGAAGGCGAGAGCGCCCUGAAGGACAAGGUGCAGGGCCUGGCCCUGUCUCUGUCGGAGAGCAGCGCCAGCGCCGGCGCCACCCAGGAGAAAGUGCUCCAGCUGCAGAAGGCGCUGACAGCCAGCGAGCAUGACCGCCGCGUGCUGCAGGAGCGGCUGGACGCUGCCCGCCAGGCGGUCUCGGAAGCCAAGAAGCAGAACAGCGGGCUGGCGGACCGGGUCCAGGUGCUGAAAACCGAGCAGGCGGAGCUGGAGCUGCAGAAGGAGGAGCUCGAAGGGCAGGUCCGGCAGCAGCAGGAGCUGCUGCGCCAGUGCCAGGAGAGCGAGAGCGCGGCCCUGCGGAGCCUGCAGAAGCUGCAGGAGGACAAGCACCUGCUGCAGGAGCGGCUGGGCAGCCUGCAGCGGGCGCUGGCCCAGCUGGAGAGCGAGAAGCGGGAGGCGGAGCGCUCCUCCCUGCGGCUGGAGAAGGACAAGAUGGCCCUGAAGAAGACCCUGGACAAGGUGGAGCGCGAGAAGCUGAAGACGCACGAGGACUCGGUGCGGCUGUCGGCGGAGAAGGGCCGGCUGGACCGUUCCCUCAACACGGUGGAGCAGGAGUUGGCAGAAGCUCAGCGACAGAUCCAGCUGCUCGAGGAGAACCUAAGCAUGGUUAGAAGGACGCUAACGUGUUCCUGGGCUCAGGUAGCGGAGAUGGAGCAGACCCAGUCCCAGAGCCUGGUGGAGACGGCCACCCGCCACCGGCAGGAGCUGCAGCUGGAGAUCGAGCGGCUGCGCGGCUCCCAGCUGCAGGCGGAGCGCACGCUGGAGGCCAGGGAGCGCGCGCACAGGCAGCGCGUCAAGGGGCUGGAGGAGCAGAUCUCCACGCUGAAGGAUCAGCUGCAGCAGGAGUUGCGGCGGUGCCAGACCCACUACUCUCACUCCUCCCUCCUCUCGGGGAACUAGGCUCCCU